Messenger RNA from Ceratosolen solmsi marchali, 2102 nucleotides. RefSeq names its product facilitated trehalose transporter Tret1-2 homolog. Gene Ontology annotation, molecular function: transmembrane transporter activity. Gene Ontology annotation, cellular component: membrane. Gene Ontology annotation, biological process: transmembrane transport. The transcript has 8 exons. The record is from RefSeq and is a predicted model, not a curated record. Lineage: Eukaryota; Metazoa; Arthropoda; Insecta; Hymenoptera; Agaonidae. The coding region runs from base 208 to 1851 and encodes 547 amino acids.
AUUGGCCAACAGCCCCCAACAGACAGCUCCUUUGCUCACCCCAACCUUGGGGGUUAUCAUCGAGCGAUCAGACUAUAAAAACAAUGGAUGGAAAUUGAGGCUUUGAUGAAAUUAACGAGGGUGCACCAUAUUUAACAUUAAUUAGUUUUGUCAAACACUUCAAAAGUAAAACUUUUUAAGAAAGUUUAUUACAUUUAUUUUCUAAUAAUGGAUCCUUACUGUUUGAGCGUUGAGCGUGAGGCAUCGAAAAAUAUUGAAGAAAAUGAACGAGAAUGUUUUAAAGAUGCAAUCGUUUCAAGUAGAAGUCUUAACAAAGGUUACGCUGAACCAACACGAUUAAAAAAUGCCAUUCCAGAAAUCGCUGCAUGCAUCAUUGCAGCAACAUUUCAUAUAGCCGUUGGGCUCAGUAUGGCUUAUUCGGCAGUCCUUAUUCCUAACCUAGAAGAUCAAAAUUCAGAAGUUUAUGCAACAAAAGUUGAAACUUCGUGGAUAGCAAGUAUAGUGGUGGUGACAGCACCACUUGGAGCUCUAAUUGGUGGUUUUUUCAUGGAGACUUUUGGCAGAUUACGUACACUACAAUUUGGUGCAGUACCCUGUGUCAUAGGUUGGAUUUUCAUCGCUCUGGCCCAAAAUGUCCCAAUGAUUCUCAUAGGUCGAUUAUUGGCUGGAUUGGCUACCGCCCUUGCCACCUCACCAGCUAUUGUGUAUAUCACAGAAGUUGCUCGGCCUGAUCUCAGAGGCUCUCUCAUCUCCUUUGGUCCAACUCUUGCCUCUUUUGGUAUGGUACUCUCCUACCUUAAGGGUGCUUUUUUACCAUGGCGUCUUGUUGCCUGGCUUAGCAUCACCUAUGGUCUGGUGCCAGUCCUCCUUGUGCAGUUUAUUAUCCCAGAGUCACCAGUUUGGCUAGUAUCCAAAAAUAGAUUUGAUGAAGCACGCACAGCUUUACAAUGGUUAUACAAGUCAGAGAUGGAUGUAGGAAAAGUAUCCACAUCUGAAACUGCCUUUACAACAAUUAUGAAGGAAAAUGAGAUAAAGUUAAGUGAACAGCGUCGCAAUAAACACGGAGGUGGUGCUAUAGCAAAAUUUCGCGCUCUCCUCAAGCCUACAGGAUGGAAGCCCAUGCUCAUCCUGUUUCUACUCUUUCUCUUUCAACAAUUUUCAGGAAUUUAUAUUACCCUCUUCUAUGCUGUAACAUGGUUCGAAGAGGUUGGAGCAGGCUUUGAUCCUUAUAUUGCUUCAAUCCUUGUAGGCCUCACCCGCUUCUUCUGUUCGAUGAUCAAUACUUGGCUACUCAGGAGAUAUCGGAGGCGAAUACUCUGCAUUAUUUCAUCACUUGGUAUGGCUGUAUGUAUGACUGUCUCUGGUUACUUCACUAUGAGGAUUAAUGACGGUGAUAAAACUGGUAGUUGGGUUCCUGUUGCUUGCUUAUUAUUAUAUGUUUGUACCUCAAUGGUGGGAAUGCUAACUAUUCCUUGGACAAUGACAGCCGAACUUUUUCCGACAGAAAUUAGAGGAAUAGCUCACUCCAUUAGUUAUUCUAUAGCUAAUAUACUUAUGUUUGCAGCUGUCCAAAGUUAUAGAAAUUUAACAGAAUUUUUAGGAGGUUCUCAUGGGAUUCAAUGGUUCUUUGCCACAGUGUCAAUUGGCGCGUCUAUAUUUGUCUAUCUACUGCUACCUGAAACACAUGGUAAAAAGUUGUCAGAGAUAGAGGAUUAUUUUCAUAAUAAUUUCUUGGCAUGUGGCGUUAACGUUAAAAGUAAAAAACGCAGAAUCAAGUAUCAAGCUCAACAAAACACACAAACAGCAGCUUUACAACCGCUUAAUUCGCCAAAAACCGCUGAAACCGCUUAAGCGACUGAUAAAACAUGAGUAUUCUUCCUUAUUAGUUUUGUAUUUUUCAUUAUCUUUCAUCUAUUUUUUUUCUAUCAGAAUAUUUCUUUACUCUACUUUAUACUACAUUAAAUUAUAUAACGCACUCACAACAUAUGUGUACCUGUUAUAUAAAUAAUUAUUUCGAAAUUCACAAUCAGAUUGUGAAUAUUGAUGUUAGGAAACAGAAUAUGAUUUUAUUUAAACAAUGUUAGCAAACACAAUUAUAAGAA